AUGUCCUACCGUCCAGGGCGGCGGACGCGUUCAUCGAUGCUGGACCUGGUUCUACAGCCUGCGAACCUCGCUGCGCGCAGUCGCGGCCUGCGGGUCAAGCAGGAAAAGCCCUGCACCUCUCGCUGCGCUUUUGGAGGAAGGCGAGUAAAAGCCGAACAGCGGAAGCCCUCACCGACAUGCCCAAGGCCAAGCAUCAAUAGUCCUGACUCGGGAUCCCGCCGACAUGCCGGAAAAGGGCCAGGUGCUCCGGCGGAGGUGCAUGAUGUGCAUGAAGGAGAACUUGAAGAGAAUCCAAGGGUCACUCGACCGUCUCACCGUGAAUUGGCGCCGAUGCGCUCUCUGCUGCGCUCAGCUUCUGAGGAUGCUCAGCGCAAUCAGACUCAGAGCCAGGUAGUUUUCACCGACCAGCCCAAAAACAUCGAGAUUGAAUCUUUCAAGGAUUUGAUGUCUGAACUUUGGUAUCCGAACGAUGACACGUGCACCUGCGAGCUGUGCGGGAAGCGGGUUCGGGUUGGCAUCGAAGCCUGGUACACUUCGACCAGAGAACAGUUCUCCCAAUUCACCCAAACAGAGGUACUUUGCAAGUCAUGUCGUCUGGCACGGAAGUUCGAGGAGGUCGGCGGCUGGUUUCUGGUCGCAUGUGCAUGCCGUGACUCCGACUCCGCCUUGCCCAGCAUCGACCUUGUGAAAACCAUCGCCGACAUCCUGGAAAUGGGUCCAGGUCUUCCUGGACGCAGGCUAGACAUCCUCACCGAUCUCCUUGGUGAAGAGGUCCAUGAUGCAGAGUCGUGGCAGCAGGUGUUGCUCAAGGCUGCUGAGGCAGCGCUACAGCUCUUCCCAGAAGGCGAUGAUUCCUCAGCGCGCAUGCUAAGCAGCCCGUCCAGGAUGGAUGGUGAGGUCGAGGUGGCGAUAGAGGAGUCACCUUCGCCUCCUGCAAGUGAGCCUAGCACCAGGGCAAGCCACGCCGGCUCGGCCCGGCUCGGCUUGUGGUUUGGACGCGCGAAGCGUAAGAGACGUUUGAAAAGGCAAGCUGGAUCAUGCUGGAUCGAUGCCGAUGGCGGGGCAGUUGCGAAGUUGAGCUCUGAAAGUGGCCUGUGCAGCAUCGCAGCCAUGCGACCCCCAAGCCCAUCGCGGGCAGCGCCUGUCAGGACCGGUUUGUUGGAUGAACCAGAAAUGCGUCCGCGCCUCGCCUCUUCUUUAAUGAACCGCGAGGCGCUGACCACCAGGACUCGACGAGGAUCCAUGACCGACCGGUCACCGCCUCGUCGUGCAGCUUUUCGACGGUUGACCAGAAGGAACUCCCAGUUUGGGCCUGGUACCAUGAGCUUGGGUCUUCGUCACACCCGCGUCAACGACAUCCUGGCGACCUUUGGCGAGGAGGAGACUAUCACCUCGCGCCGCCCUUCGUCCUUGCCUGGCGGCUUAGACAGCCAAGGAGGAGCUGGCUUUGGCUAUUUUCAGGACCGUCUGAAGGACCUUGAAUCGGCUAUGCAGCCUCAACUGCGGAAUCGAGCCAAGACAGAGGACCUCCGAAUAGAACUUGCAGAGCUGGCUCCAGACCGGAAGCUGGACGGCUUGGUGAAAGAAGGUUACAUCACGGAGGAUUUCUCGCGGUUGGUCUACGAAAAGUUUCGGAACGAAGAGGAGCCAGUGUUUCUGGAAGACCUACAGCUGGAGAAAACCGGUGGGCUCAAUGCUGUGAGAGAGCUUGAUGAUCUCUUGGCCCAGAAAUAUUUCUGGUUUGUCGUUCUCAUCGUGUCUGUGAUCUUCAAUGUUUGGUACCUCAUACAUUUGGACUGGCAAAUCUUCACGACGUAUUUCAGAGAAGUUUUCCAAACCUGGGACUUGCCCGGAAUUGCAGAUCGCCUCGCCAACGGCGGCGGCAGCGAAUCCAAGUCAGACAUUCAGGCAGAGCUCUUCGAUGACCCGAUGUUCAAGGCUGGUUCUAGCGAGCAAGACGUUGGCAUUGUCACAUCUGCAAAUAAAGCUGGCAAGUUUGCUGUUCUGCUUCAGGUUGGCUGGCUGAUGGUGCAAGUGGUGUGGGUUGUCUACGUGCUGUACAUGGUAUGCUGUGAGCAAUCGGAGUACAAGCGCUACAAUGCCAUCGGUUACUUUUUCCAGACACUUCUGCCACAGGCCAGCACAUUCUCUGCCGUCAAGCUAAUGGCCCGAGUACAUCCAUCUUUGAUACUCAAUGAGUAUCACGACUGGGUGACUUCGUUCUCCGAGCGAGGAUGGUGUGGACACAGAAGGAACACCAUCGGCUGGAUCAUGCUGACCAUGUCGUUUACUAUCUUCCAUGUCCUCUGUGCCACUGCGGCGAUCAGCGCGUUCUCCGUCAAGAUGCUGGCAGUGAGCUUCAAAGUCGUCAACCCGGACAUCUCCUGGUGGUAUCGUCUUUUCAGUAUCCUCGCAACUUUGAACCAGAUCAUGGGUGCCGUCUACAUUGAUCGCGUUUUGCAGGACCGCGUUUUCCUUUUCGUCUUCGGUGGUCGCGAUGCCACAUACGAAGACGACGAGCUGGCGUACAAGAACGCUUACAUGACCCGAAUGGUCAGAGAGAUCUGGGUCAAAUACUCAGACUCGGGGCACUAUUUCUCAGCCAUCGUCCUGCUUGCGACCUUCGAUCACUACGACUUGCAGUGGCUUAUGAUUGAACAGACGGAGGAUGACGAUGACUACGUGCUGCAACGCCUGGGCCUUGCUCCACAAAGGACGGUUUCGGCGCCUGCUGAAGGACUGACAUCGCGCCCAAAGAAGGCAACGUCCGGAAUUGAUGACACCACGUGGUGGAACAAGUUCUGGAUAAUGCUGGGAUGCCAUACCAUCAGCCGAGUGCAGUCCAGCCCAGAGCUGGAGACCGUCCAUGAGGAAUUCCAAGAGUCUCCUGUGCAUUCCCUGCAUUCAGCGCCGAAAGAUGAUGAGGAUGUCGAGAGAAACGAGGAGAGGCAUGAGAAGACCCAGGAGCAGGCCACGCCGGAAGAUCGUCCUCGGCGACGAUCGAUGUCCGAGAAUCUGUCGCACAAGGCCUCGGCGGCCUCGAAGAUUACUCCCAUCAGCUUGAAGCUGCCCUCCUCGGACGGGCUCGGCCCUGUUGCCAGCGAGCGAUCGGGGCAGGAGGAAAGCGCUCUUUCAGAAACACCGAAAACAAAUCGAAACAGCCUGAUGGACAACCAGGAUUGCAUCAGCGAGUCGUCGCAGCCACUGCUCUUCCCGGUUCAGGACCCAGCCGGCUCGGACUUGGCGAGCCGAGAGUCCACUCACAGUUCGACGGGAAUGGCAGCAAUUGCCCGUGCAUUUCAAAGCAGGUGCAACGCAUUGGGGGAUAGCUGGAACGGUUGGACAGAGGGAACCUUCCCGAAACGGGCUGGCUAUCUCGCGUGGGCAGACGGUUGGAGUGACAGUGGAAUCCCGAUGUCCAGGUCCGACACUAAUGAGCUCGUCGAUCUGGAACACCUCUUCACAAGCCAUGAGGUGCUACCGGGGCCCCGUGUCAAUGGUGAUGACAUGGUAUGA
Molecule: messenger RNA, 3516 nt
Organism: Symbiodinium necroappetens
Lineage: Eukaryota; Dinophyceae; Suessiales; Symbiodiniaceae
Source: the annotation of a GenBank genome assembly